AAAGACAUUUGAGAUGAACGAGUUUGAUAGUAAUCUGAUGAAGACGUGUAAGCUGUUGCAAGAAAUAACACCGGACAAGUCAAAGUGUAUUGAGACGUUUUGUGAAUGCGGAGACUUUAUCAAAUGGUUACAGGAGUCCAUGGGAGAAUCUGGGCAACAAAAAAUAAAGGUAUUUGUCGACCUCGCCAUGAGUUCGGUGGGAGACGAUCAAAAUAAAAUUGUUAAAGUUCAGUGCCUACAUUCGGCGGUCAUCGGAUAUUCUCCGUUGAUAUUUGACCUUAAGCCACAGCAUGGUUUCUCAAAAGUGCUGGAACGGUGCCGGAUUGUGUUGAAAGAGUUCUCAGCCAAUCCAAAAUUACCCAAACAAUUGAAGGAUAUUUCUAGUCAGCUUCCUUGGCUGAAGGAAAUUCAGAAAGCGCACGGUUCCGGUAAAGUCCCGUCACUGAUGCAAGCAGAAGCGAUUACUUCUGAUGGAAUAUUUACUGUAGGAUUUGCAAAGGGAAGUGUCGAAACGAUGACUGAAGACAUUAUUACAGCUACAUUACCACAGCAAGACAAGCAGUACGAUUUCCGACAGUUGCAGGAUCUUCAGAGUAGACUCAUGUUAGUGGCCGACAGAAAUCAACUUACAGCUAAGGAAACGGGGGUUAGCGUUGAAAUGUACUCUUUGAUUUUAGACAGCGUGACACGUCUUGGAAAUGUUUUAAGAAAGCUCCGUAAAUCCGGAUGUGUCUUGUUUAAGUCAUGGAAAAGUCAGUUUUGGUGCGAGCAAGAUAGGCGAGUUUGCGUUGAAAUAUCAAUUGGAAACGAAAAAGAUCUACCAAAACUGGUUGGAAGGACUAACCAAUCAGAAAAAGUGCAACACCAUAUUCCUGUAAUCGCGAAGUUCUUGGAAAAAUGCCUGGAUGAAUGGUUGGCGUACAUAAAACAGAGUCGAAGCGAAUUUUACUUUUUAAACUUUUUUACCACUGAUCAACUUGUUAUUCUCCAACAAGAGCUCGCCCAAAUGGGAUCUGAACGAAAGCUUUCGCCACACGUGUUCUCACUCCUGUCGGCUGUGAAGGAUGAUUGUAAAUUAGGUACGGAUGUAUGACUGAUACGUCAUUGCGGUAC
Molecule: messenger RNA, 1113 nt
Organism: Dreissena polymorpha
Lineage: Eukaryota; Metazoa; Mollusca; Bivalvia; Myida; Dreissenidae
Product: E3 ubiquitin-protein ligase RNF213-like
Exons: 6
Coding region: 14-1093 (359 amino acids)
Molecular function (GO): ubiquitin-protein transferase activity; ATP hydrolysis activity
Source: RefSeq, a predicted model, not a curated record